Messenger RNA from Malaclemys terrapin pileata, 1991 nucleotides. Its product is annotated as antigen-presenting glycoprotein CD1d-like. The record is from RefSeq and is a predicted model, not a curated record. Gene Ontology annotation, biological process: antigen processing and presentation, exogenous lipid antigen via MHC class Ib; positive regulation of T cell mediated cytotoxicity; immune response. Gene Ontology annotation, molecular function: lipopeptide binding; endogenous lipid antigen binding; exogenous lipid antigen binding. Gene Ontology annotation, cellular component: external side of plasma membrane. NCBI's taxonomy places the organism in Eukaryota, Metazoa, Chordata, Testudines, Emydidae. The transcript is spliced from 7 exons.
UCCCGCUUCCCCUGCCUGGAUGCUGCUCCCUCUGCUGCUCCUCCCCUGGGCAUGGGGGGCCCUGGCCGCCUCCCCUGCUGUCCCCCCAGGGUCUCUCACCCUCCGGCUGCUCAAAACCACUGUCUUCCACAACGCCAGUUCUAGGAACAUGGAGGGGCUGGCCCUGCUCGGGGACCUGGAGACCCACUCCAUGAAUUGCAGCACCUGCAAAAUCCGCUUCCUGCAGCCCUGGGCCCAGCAGGGCCUCACUCCGAAGCAGUGGCAGGACCUGGAGACAGUGCUCCAUGACUAUCUGUUCAAAUUUAUCCUUCUUAUUAACAAAGUGGUUAAGGCUGAAGAAGAGCACUACCCCUUUGUCAUCCAGGCCUCCAUCGGCUGCGAGCUCCACCCCAACGGCACCUCACGGCAGUUCUGUGACGCCGCGGUGAACGGGGAGGAUUUCAUCAGCUUCAAUGUGGAUGAGGGCACCUGGGUCGCUCAGCACUGGCAUAAGCUGGCCCUCAACUCACGGGACUUUCUUAACCAGGAUAAGAGCACGAUUGCCAUGGCUCAGUUCCUCCUGAGAACAACGUGUGUCAAUGAGCUCAAGAGCUUUGCCCAGUACGGGAGAGAGUCUCUGGCGAGACAAGAGCGGCCGGUCGCAGUGGUGGUUUCCCGAGCGCCUCCCGCAGCCGGGACCCCCGCGCCGGUACUGCUGGUUUGCCGGGUCACCGGUUUCUACCCCCGGCCCGUCCGUGUGGCCUGGCUGCAGGACGGGGAGGAGGUGGGGCCGGGCGGGCGGCUGAACUCCAGCGGGAUCCUGCCCAACGCGGACCUGACCUACCAGCUGCGCAGCUCCCUGGCCGUGGGGCCGGGCUCCGGGCACAGCUACGCCUGCCGGGUGCAGCACAGCAGCCUGGGGGGCCGGAGCCUGCUGAUCCCCUGGGGGCACAGCAGGCCCUGGGGCCCCGGCCUGGCCGUGGGCAUCACCCUGGGGGCUCUGGCUGUAGCCGCCGUGGCCGUGGUGCUGUGGUGGAGAGUACGCAGGGGCCACCAGGACGUCCGACCAGAGGAGCCCAGCGCCUGAGGAUGCAGCACCGGCCCAGGUGUGGGGAUUGGCCCCUCUCCUGGGGACAUGGACCUGGGGGCUGAAUCCGCACCUGGCUCCAGAGCUGAGGGCCCUGAGGCCCUGUCUGGAUCGGGGCCCUGGGAGAUCGGGGCCCUGGGAGACUGGGGCACCGGGUGGGGGGUGGGAAUCUCACCCUGCACCCCCAGUGUUGUUCGUGCCAAGGACGCUAACACAGAAGGGCAGCAACGACCAAGGAAAAAACCCGCAGAUUGGAACACAAGGCCGCCUACAUCAGCGGAGGCCCCUGCCCUGCUGGGAGCCGGGAAAGCGCCAGCACUGCUGCAGAGGACUAGAGGAGACUGAAAAGGAUGCCAAGGCCAUGGCUGGCCACGAGUGCCCAUGUGUGGGAACAGGGACUCCUGAGUUAGAUCCCGGGUAUCGGAUCCCCAGCGGGCAGGAGUUUCCUGUCCGUCUCGUUCAGCACCUUGGUCAGCCUGGAGAAUGCAGAACCGGGGGCCGGUCCCUUCUCGUCACCCCGCACUCUGCCACGCGCCAACCCCCGCUGCCUCUGCCUGGGGAUCCAGCCCUGUCCCUCAGUCCCAGCAUUAACCCUUUCCCUGCCCCAGCUCAGCCCCACAUCCCUCUCACUGACUCUGCUGCCUUCAGGGAACCUUUGGGAGCCUCUGAUCCAAACUGGAAGGAACGAAGCAUCUGGGGCUCCAGGAUCUCACAGGGGCUGAUUACACUGCUCUACAAUUAUUGAGAAGUCGUCUGCUUCAAAGAUAAAAUGUGCUAUUUAUUAUGUAUUUUGAUGUGCUGAAUUCAAAUAUAACAAUUAAAACAACUGAUUGGCUACUGUUUCUAAGAUAUUUAAGUUUUUACAUUUUAUGUCUAUGUAUAUUGUGUAGAUAGUAGAGUUUUAAUCAUAAAUUGUAAACCUAGG